Messenger RNA from Mya arenaria, 2588 nucleotides. RefSeq names its product nucleolar pre-ribosomal-associated protein 1-like. NCBI's taxonomy places the organism in Eukaryota, Metazoa, Mollusca, Bivalvia, Myida, Myidae. The transcript has 11 exons. The record is from RefSeq and is a predicted model, not a curated record. Gene Ontology annotation, biological process: maturation of 5.8S rRNA from tricistronic rRNA transcript (SSU-rRNA, 5.8S rRNA, LSU-rRNA); maturation of LSU-rRNA from tricistronic rRNA transcript (SSU-rRNA, 5.8S rRNA, LSU-rRNA). Bases 1 to 2145 code for a protein of 714 amino acids. Gene Ontology annotation, cellular component: nucleolus.
AUGAGGUGUCUGGUAGAUUUGUUGACGACCCUGAUAGAUUUGAACCCGUCGUCAUGCCAAACAGAUCAUGUCGGUGUUCUACUAGGGGCUUACGGGGCUUCGCUGUCAUUGACAGACCAGAAUAUCUUGAAGCUGAUGCAGUUUUACGAGAAGAAUGAAAUUCCUUUCUCAAAUUUUAAGCCGUUUAUAUGGGGUGAAAAGGGUAUUGAAUUGUACAGUUUGAGACGCUCCCUUGGACCAUCCCUGAAACAGCCGGGGUUGGCAGAAGUUCUUUCCCUUGUAGACAAAAAUAAACUUCACUCAUCCACGCUUUGUUUCCCUCUGAGGAGAAAACUCCAGGGAAGCCUUGUAUGUGAUGCUGCAGACUUGAAGUCACGUGAGGACUGUUACGACCCAGGUUUCCUGCUUCCACUGUUCAGUCAUCUUCUAGAACCAGCCAAUAUAAUAGACUGCCGAAAGUUUGUAGAAAGUGAAUGCCUUGGUUACGUAAUAGCUGCAUUAUCCAGUCAUGACACAGACAUGCGCAGUGCUGCGCUACAUGUGCUAGACAAAUUCCAGGGGCAUCUUACGGUUGCUAAGACACCUGAAAAAGAGCAAUUGAUGUACGUUAUAGAAAUCGUCCAAAACAGUCUUCCCGCAGGAAAUACAAAACUGGCCUCCAUCAUUACACAGUUUUUGGCAAGAGCUGUGACACUUAUGCUUAAACCAGACGAGCACAUGUACAUGAUAAUGAACUCUUUCCUGCUCUUGAAACCAAGAUUGGACACGCAGAAUAUUCCUGAGUUUUUCAAACUAUUUAAUAGCUCAGCUCUGCAGCAUCGUGAGGAGAGGCAAUGGAUUUUAUCCCUUAUGGUUGACGGUCUUCGGGAGACGGCAGAUUAUCGCAUCUUCGAGAAGCGCUUUGCCUUCAAGAUGCUCCUUGGUGUGUUUGAUUCCUGUCUGUCAGACUACAGUAUGCAGCUGCAAAUUGUGAAUCUUCUAACCCGAGCCUGCGCGGAACGUUCUGUUGCAAAGGAUUUGUGUAACAACCACGGAUUCCUGGUUUGGCUGGCAAACACAGCAAACAAUCUGAUCACUGAGAAAGUACAACUAGUAAGUGCAGUGACAGGACUAGUACAUAGUCUUUGGGAUUCCCUUGAGCGCCCAUCAGAAAAGUCGGAGAAUCCUGUGUCAUUGGCGGUUUGUUCACAGAUGGCUGCUAUCCUACACACAUUGCUGCAGUCUCUCACGAAUGUUUCCAGAAACAUCCACCAACAGUACUUGGAAACACUAUUAUGUGUUUGUAUGCAGUUGGCAAAACUAUCACACGAUGCCAGAGGUCACGUGACCCAGUUAGCUAGCCAUGGGGAUAUUUUGAUGAUCUUGUUCCAAUGUCAACAAAAAUGGAUCAAAUCAAAUCUAUCAGGGAGCCUUGCACGUAGAGCUUUGGAAAUAGUCGGCAAUAGUACGAAGAAAAAGCAAACUGGCAAACAUGUUUCGUGGAAAGGGAAGGGAAAAGUUCACUUAAAUCCAGAUGUGGUUUUGAUAUCUUCUCAGAAGAAAUCUGAAAUGAAAGACACUGUAGAUGUUGAUGAAAAGAAUGAUAGAACCUAUAUGGAAGUGGAUGGUGAUGUCGAUGAUACUGCUAGCGGCUCAGACUCCACUCUAAAUGAUGAAGAAAAGAUAGUAGUUGAGACAUUGAUGAAAAUAGUUCUGUUGUGGAAGAAAACGUCGGAUAUUGCAACCGGUAAAGCUAGUCUGUUGGUUGAUGUCAUUGUUUUAAGAUGGAUGCUCAAUGUUGCUAACAGUGUGAAGGAGUUAGAUGGUGGCAUAAUUGAUGAAGUUGUGAGUGUCAUUGAUGAGAAAAUGCUAUCAGACACUGGUAAGGGUCUGCUUGCUAAGUUUGUGGGUACCUAUAGCCUAGAAUCGAAAGAAGUCAUUGAAGCUCUUAUAUGCUUGCAUGAUGCUGUAGCAAAGUCAACGGAAAGAACGGCGUCUGGAAAGAAGGAAGACGGAAACGCUGAUCACAGCAGUAAAUUGACCAGUGCAUUGAACCGAGUUCUUGCUUUUGUCGUUGAAAUGAGAUAUGGGAGUAAAAUACCCGUCAACUUCAACGCUGAAAUUAGAAGUGUUGCAAUCAGAAAAGCAUUCUUGUGUUCUAACUGAGACCUUUGAAAUUAACUAAAUGUAAUUUUCAAAUAUGUUAUGGGAGACACAAUUACAUGUACAUCAUUAUGCAUAUAUUUGAUCAAUUAAAACACCACUCUUAUCACAUUAUGUUGUUCAUUUAAAUAGAUUAAAACGUGUAUAUAUUUUGUAAGUACAUGUUAAUGGCUAUAAAAAAAAUGUCCACCCACCCGCCUGUGAGAUUGUCGGCCGUUCAUUUGAACGACGAGGUCUUGAAUGGACAAAAACAUGCAACAAGUUUGAUCUAGGAUUUUGAAUCUUCAUAUAUGCCCUAACCAUAAGAUAACCCUUAUUGAUUUGAGGGUGAAUACCUCAAAGAUAAUUUUAUGGCGAAGAAGAUGUGAUAAUAUAUAAUUUUACUAUUACACAUGUACUUGUACAUUUUUGCUUCUUAAUUACAAAAUAAAAGUACUAAAAGGUCA